Pleuronectes platessa (European plaice) is the source of this 1712-nucleotide messenger RNA. It is a transcript of the gene pxmp4, whose product is annotated as peroxisomal membrane protein 4. Gene Ontology annotation, cellular component: peroxisomal membrane. NCBI's taxonomy places the organism in Eukaryota, Metazoa, Chordata, Actinopteri, Pleuronectiformes, Pleuronectidae. The coding region runs from base 25 to 669 and encodes 214 amino acids. The record is from RefSeq and is a predicted model, not a curated record. The transcript is spliced from 4 exons.
ACCGUGUCCUGUCCGUCAGAAACGAUGGCGGCUGCAGGUUCGGACCUGGUGAGAACUCUGCUGUUCACCGUCAACAACCUGCUGCAGCAGGAGAAGCACAAAGCGGCUCUGGCUGUUCUGAAAGGAUUCCGGAACGGAGUCGUGUAUGGAGCUAAGAUCCGAGCCCCUCACGCCCUGGUGAUGACAUUUCUCUUCAGAAGUGGCAGUUUGAAGGACAAGCUCAAAGCCAUCUUGAAGGCCACCUACACCCAUUCCCGUAACCUGGCGUGCUUCGUGUUCACAUACAAAGGACUUCAGACCCUGCAGCAGAGGAUCCAGGGGAAGAGUUUACAGUCCCACUCCUUUCUGGCAGCGUGUGUCGGCGGCUGGUUGGUGUUUGGCAACAACAACAGCAUCAACAGCCAGAUCAACAUGUACCUGCUGUCCAGGAUCUUGUUCGCCCUGUCUCGUCUGGCCGUGGAGAAGGGAAUCGUGCCGCAGCCCAAGCGCGACCCCUUCCCUCUGUUUGCCACGCUGGUGUGGGGCAUCGUCCUGUGGCUGUUUGAGUACCACCCACACACCCUCCAGCCCUCGCUGCAGUCCUCCAUGAACUACCUCUACCACGACAGCAACGUGUGGCAUGACAUAACAGACUUCCUCGUUUAUAAUAAACCCAGGACGGCGGCUUAAAAGUGAAACUAACUUCUUAUUUUGAAUAUGAAGAAGCCGGCUGCAGAACAGUAGAAACCACUGUGCUAUGAAUAAAUACAGGAAAUUAGCAGCUGAGGAAAUGCUUUCAUAAUUCGGGAAAGAAAGUUAAAAAUUCUUAAUAGUAAGUGUGCAAGAAAUUAAGUAUUGAGGUGAGUAAAACCAGAAAUGGAAUAGUAGAAUAUUAAAAUGAAAACAAUCCAGAAAAUAAACAUAGAUUAAAAGUAUCUACCUGUAAAUAAAUCAGUAAAAUUUGAUUAAAGGCCAAAUUGAAAAGUUUGAAGAUAAGUCUAAUCAGUAGAUAGGACCACGACCUUUAAAAGUUUUUUAAUAAGUAAGCAGCCUUUUAAAUAGCUCUGAAAUAAACUGGGCCAGUACCAGUAUAAUAGAUGAACUGUGUUUUUCUCAUUCUGCUCUUAGUCAACUCACACAAGCUGCUGUGGUUUGAAGCAGUUGUAGUUGAGAUGUAUUUUUCUCGGUGAGACCAGAAAGCUUCACAGUCCUGCAAGUAUUCUAGAUGUGCAGUAAUGUUUCCGUAUUGACUCUGACAGUCCUGCAGAUGAUAAAUAACAUUCUCAUGUGUCAGUUCUAGUACUAAUAUUCCAGUGAUGUUGAAUGUUGCCUUCUUUCAAUUAUUCGUUGAUUCUUGUUUUGUAUGAUUGUCAGUUUUAUGAUUCGCCGACCUAUUAAUGUUCUUGUGUCAUUGUUCAUGAUUUGUUUUGAGCCGAAUGUGGAGCUGAAACAAGUCCACACAUUUACGUGUCUUUGAUAUCAGGCAGAACCAGCUUAACAUGUCAAUGUCUUUGUCCCCUGCGGCUGUUUGGUGGAUUGUGUCAGUUUGUUUUUGACAAACAGCCCAGAUCCAUAUAUACAGCUGCUGCAGAAUAAAAGGUAAAAGAUGUUUAAUGCAUUAUGUUGUGAAAUAUUCAGUUAUUAUAUAUUAUAUAAUAUUGACAUUGUCAUCGAAGGAUUUGCACAACAGAAGUUACGCAAUACCCAAUAAAUAAAAAACAGAAAACUAUUGA